Messenger RNA from Cutaneotrichosporon cavernicola, 642 nucleotides. RefSeq lists its product as uncharacterized. Lineage: Eukaryota; Fungi; Basidiomycota; Tremellomycetes; Trichosporonales; Trichosporonaceae. The coding region runs from base 1 to 642 and encodes 213 amino acids. The record is from RefSeq and is a predicted model, not a curated record. The transcript is spliced from 5 exons.
AUGGGUAUCCUCGACGCCAUCUUCGCUCGUUCCGGCUCGCUCAAGCCUGUCUCGCCUCCUGUCGGCCGCUACCCGCACAUGAUGCGCUCGAGCGAGACGACGCUCGCGAUGAAGGAGAGCCUUCUCUCGAUCUCGGGUGACGACUUUAGCAUCCUCGACGCUGUGAUCCAGAAAACGCUCAUGACCUGCAGCGGCAAGAUGUUCUCCUUCCACGACCGCAAGAAGAUCUACGAUGCCGAGGGAACCAUGCUCUACAACAUGGCCGACAAGAAGAUGAGCAUGGGUCAGGCCUUUGUGGUCGAGGACGCCAAGGGUUCGGACAUUCUCGUCAUCAAGAAGAAGUGGAGCCUCGGUUCAAAGCUUGUUGCCGACUUUUACCAGGACGGCAAGGAGAGUCAGAUCUCGCUCAGCGGCGACUUCUGGGGUGGAAGCGCCAACGUCAAGGACCAGAAGGGUAAUGCGCUUGCCCACAUCUCGCGCGACAUGAUCAACGUCAAUGAAGUCGCUGCCGACCAGCAGACGUACUUUGUUACGGUCGCCCCUGGAGUCGACCUCGCGCUCAUUGCGUGCAUGUGUAUCGCAUUUGACGAGACCAAGAAUGAGGCGGAUCGUGAGGAGGACAAGGAGGAGAAGGACGAUUGA